AUGCCUACCAUAGCAACAAAAUCUCGUGAACUAUCGAGAUCUUGUUGAUUUGUGCUCAAGCGACAGAAAAGGAUGACAAGAUGGCGUUAAUAUUGAAAGCGAAGACGAUCUGUUCUUCAAAAACCAUUUCUGGUUUUUAUCCAUUAAUAGCUCGAGCUUUGAGCACAAGCAAAGCAGAUCAGAACAAUGAAGGGUGGCUAAGUAAGCUGUUACACGUUCGUAAAAUUGAUCCUGGAAAGGACUCCCAUUCAAGACUUCUCUCUGACUCAGAUACUGUAUAUGAAUUACAGAUUCACGAUGUUAAACCGGACAGUAUGGAGCCAUAUCUACAAGGAUAUGAACAGUGGGUUCAAGUACUUCAAGAGAAAUCCAAGAACACAGAGCUUGUAGGGAGUUGGAGGGUUGAGAUUGGAGAUCAGGAUCAAGUUGUUCAUAUUUGGAGACACAAUGGAUACACAAAUGCUAACAAGACUUUCGAACUUUGUGAUACUGACCUUGAUCUUAAAAACUUGCACCAAGAAAGAGUGAAUUACCUUCGAGCCCGACAGAACCAGAUCAUGUUGGCAUUUAGUUACUGGGGGCAUGCACAACCAGCAGUCAGAAACUGCAAGUAUGAGAUGAGAUCGUAUAUCUUGAAGCCUGGCACAAUGAUUGAAUGGGCAAACAACUGGGCAAGAGGUAUCAAUUUCAGAAAAGCCCAUGCUGUUGCAGGAUAUUUCUCCCAAAUUGGACAGCUUUACAUGGUUCAUCAUAUCUGGGGCUAUCCAGAUCUUCAGAAGCGAAAAGAAUAUAGAGAAGAAGCCUGGAGGAAACCUGGCUGGGAUGAAUGUGUAGCAUACACAGUGCCAUUGAUUCGUGAGAUGAGGUCACGCUGGUUAACACCCAACUCAUUUUCACCCAUUAAAUAGAAGAUGAUUUUUUUACAAUGAUUAGGUUAGCCAUCACAGUUGUUACAGAAGAUGUGUGGCAAUGAACAAGGACUAUUUAGAGAAAAGCUUCAUCCACAGCUUGAGAAACGUCCAUAUUAUGUAAAUAGAUUGUGAAGAAAAUUGUAAUUGUAUCAAGCUUGGGGAAGUCUGUGCUUCCAAUAGUUAUGAUAAAGAUAUCUUAACAUGGUAUCAAAGCACAGGUAUUUAAUGACCAAAAAUUAUGUGCUAAGUGUAGCACUAGAAGAAAGUUUUGAUUGGGAUUAAUAAAGUUACAGUAGCAAGAAAAUAUUGUACCAAUAAUCUAUCUUUGUAUUUUAUAGUUGCUAUAAAAGCUUAAAAAAAUGGCUUUCUUGAUAAUAGUUUCAGGAAAUAGUUGUAGCUACUAGCUUCCAGAAUGGGAGUCGAAAGAUAAAAAUGUUCUGAGUAUAAUUUGGAAAAAGUAAAUGCCAUCAGCAUAAUAGAUUAAAAUUAUCAACAACUAAAAAUUAAAGCACUGGAAAUAAAAUUCCUUGAGUUAACAGUUAGAAUUAAAAAGUUUUAGACAUUGAAAUUUUUGUUAUUACUUCUAAGCAAUUUAGUUUAAAAUUCUUGUAAUAAAAUUGUGAUUCAGCAUGUUA
Messenger RNA from Limulus polyphemus (Atlantic horseshoe crab), 1546 nucleotides. Its product is annotated as protein NipSnap-like. The record is from RefSeq and is a predicted model, not a curated record. Bases 81 to 908 code for a protein of 275 amino acids. NCBI's taxonomy places the organism in Eukaryota, Metazoa, Arthropoda, Merostomata, Xiphosura, Limulidae. Gene Ontology annotation, cellular component: mitochondrion. The transcript is spliced from 9 exons.